Molecule: messenger RNA, 1206 nt
Organism: Nylanderia fulva
Lineage: Eukaryota; Metazoa; Arthropoda; Insecta; Hymenoptera; Formicidae
Product: cyclin N-terminal domain-containing protein 1
Biological process (GO): reciprocal meiotic recombination
Cellular component (GO): site of double-strand break
Source: RefSeq, a predicted model, not a curated record
AAAUUCGCAAUAUUUCACAUAUUAUUUUCUAAUAUUAGGUGACGAUACGCCUUGUUACGUGAUUGAAUCUUCCCCCCUCCAUUCAUAGGUUAACCACGUGCGUUUAAUCAUGUUUGGUGAAAUACGUGGAAGGAAUUUGAUGCAUUUUUUUUUUUUUAAGGUUUAUUACGAAGUUCUAGUGUAGGCGAUUAUAUUACGUUUAAACUAUAAUUAAUUAUUUGUAAACAAUACUGCCAUCUGAAUAUAAUGAGGUGUUCCUUUAAUAUUGUUUCUUUUUGCCUUUCAAAAGGCCCACUUAUCGAUGACUGGAUGGACCAUCUUAAGGAAAUCAUGAGAGAACGAGAGCAAGAGAUAAUUAAUGAAAAACGUGAUUUGAUUUUGCCAUGUGUAGCACUUACAACACAUAUUAUGAAAGCUGCCAUUUACAUAGCAGACUGUCUAACACUGGAACCACAUGUAAAGCAACAUGUAAAAUACAUGGCUGUUGAGUUGUUUGAUAAAUUCAUGAACAAAAGCUUUUGGGAGGCUUGCAAUGCCAAUAUGGAAAACAAUGAUGAAUGGUAUGAAGUUUAUCAGAAAAAAACUUGCAAUUAUCUAAAGUUAUAUCUUGUAUCAUGUUUUCAAUUGGCAAGCAAAAUGAACUCUCAUGCCAAUAGUUUAACAAUAACGCAGGUUCUGGAGCUUCUACAGAUACUUGACCAAAAUUAUGAAUGCACACAAGAUAUGGUGUCCUUUAUGGAAAAAGAAAUUUUCAAGAAAGUAGAAUUUAAAAUGCCCCUUUACACACCAGUAUAUUGCAUUGAAGUUCUUCUGACAGCAACAGGACUCGGAGAAACACCAAGUACAGUUGAAAUUUCGAUGAAAUUAUUAGAUGUAGCUUAUUUAAAGUACAAAACAGUGUAUCACCACUAUCAAUCAUAUUGUUUACGGCAAAAUAUUCUAAUGAGUGAAGAAGAAAAGGAUCUGAAACUAAGGAUAUUGAAAUCAAAUACACUCUUCUUAAGCGCAGCGAUAGUAUUGUGCACAACAUAUUUUAUAAACUCAGGUAUCAGUGAUUCAGACAUCAUUACCAAAAAAAUUAUGGCAGAUAAAUUGGCAGAAUUAACAGAUACAAACUCCACUGGCAUUACUGUUAUGUCAAAUAUAUUGUUCCAAAUAGUUAUGGACAAAUAAUAUAAAUAGAUAUAUAAAGAUAUUUAUGUUAAU